AUGGACACAGAAGACACGGUUGACUUCGUGACGCAGCUUAUACAACAUACGAUGCGCCUGCAACAACUGAGGAUCGAUGCUAAUUAUGGCGACCACUCGACAACUCUUAUGUCUCGCUUGUUUCCCACCCCACCCACCCUUAGCUUACGUGAAUUGACUUUGGAAACCGCUCAGAGCUUGGCCAAUGUGUCGUUCGCUGCUAUCCACCUCGACUCAGGGGAGUGGGCGUCUGUUCUACGCGCCCUUUCCAAAUUUCCGUCGCUGACUGAAAUUUCCACAUAUAUGCUCGGUCAGGCAGGAUCUCCGAGAAUACACUUUCCUGUAGUGCUGCAAGAUCCUAUCGUUGACCCAGUGCUGGGGACAAAAUUCUCGUACACUGUCAAAAAGCUUCGACAAGGGCAGAAGACCCCGACGGUUGCCCAGUAG
Molecule: messenger RNA, 426 nt
Organism: Aspergillus pseudotamarii
Lineage: Eukaryota; Fungi; Ascomycota; Eurotiomycetes; Eurotiales; Aspergillaceae
Exons: 2
Coding region: 1-426 (141 amino acids)
Source: RefSeq, a predicted model, not a curated record